Colletotrichum fioriniae is the source of this 465-nucleotide messenger RNA. RefSeq lists its product as uncharacterized. The record is from RefSeq and is a predicted model, not a curated record. NCBI's taxonomy places the organism in Eukaryota, Fungi, Ascomycota, Sordariomycetes, Glomerellales, Glomerellaceae.
AUGCCAGCACCCAAACCAACCUCGGUGGCCGUCAAGAUUGCCAGCAUCAUCUAUUACAUACUCAUAGUAGCCAUACUGGCUAUGGUAUCACUUGAAAUCGCCCGUCUUAUCGUUGCCCAGCUCGGGAUUGGUCUUCUCCCCUUCACGUACGUUGGCAUACUCGCCGCUCUGGUCCUCCACGUUGCUGCUGCAUCGACGACUACAACAUCCUGGCUUGGCGGUUUGCAUGUCUACAGGGGUGAGGCGCGGUGGCGAUGGACCGUCAAAAGCGUCAACGUGCUAUACUGGGCGAUUUUGAUGUGUGUGAUGGCGAUCAAGGUUGCCAGCCAGGCCAAGGAGCAGAACGUGCUGGGAAUGAGGACGGGUCAGCAGGCGCAGUAUCCUAUUUCCGAUUCCAUCACGGACAAUGCGACCAUGAUAGGGGUGGAGUUCGUGCUGUUGAUUUUGGAGUUGUUGACUAUCUAA